CAUUCUCGAUAUCAGAGUCCUGUCAGAAGCCACUGGGACUAAGGUUGUUAUUCUAACAGAGGACAGCCAUGGCAGACUUACCAAGAUGCAGGAGCUGAGCCCAGGAGCUAAAGCCACCAAUCAAACUGUGACACUGAUCUACAGACCAAAGAGUGCCCAACACCCAGACGGCCAUUAUGACGUGCGCAUCAAUAACCAGACAGUAAACAUAGACAGCGAGAGCAAGAGCUGCCUGUUUCACGCUUUGGCACGAGGCAUGAAACCGGAGGCCAGGGAAGAAGAGAUCGCUUUAGAAGCAGACCGCCUCCGAUCUGUGGAGGCCGACACUCUCCUCAGACAUCCAGGCCAAUGGGAGCCUUUCAUCAAGCGCAAAGAGUGGACUGAAGCAAUCAGAGGAGGGGACUGGUACAUGGCAGAGGGAGCUGCACCAGCAAAGAAAAAAAUCAAACUCAUGAAAGAAACUGAGGAAGCUCUUGAGCAAGAAACUGGGCAAGUGAAACUGUACGAAGAGUGGCAGCAGGAUUCAAAGGACAGAAAAGGAAUUGGAAAGUUCAUCAAUGGAGAUCACCAACCACCAGUAAACAGUAUACUGAAAGCAAAUGAAUUGAACCAGAAUAGUAAAUUAGCUACAGCUAUGCUUGAGGUGGCAACAUCCUCUUCUCCUCUGGAUAAAAAGCUUAUAGAGGACGUAUACAACACUCAUGGGCUUGGGCUUCCAAUUGUUUAUGUGCCAGAAGAGGUGCAUCGUGAGUUCCCCAGUACAAAAUCUCAAAGAUUCAGGGACUUACUGGCUGAAACCAUAAGCAAGGAUGAUGUUGCGGCCACCUUCAAACUGACCAUCCUUGGUGCAAUGCCCAGAAGUAUGCUAGACAGCUCCAAGAAGUACAACAAUUUUGACCAAAAGAAAAUGAGUCCCACCAGGCUGAAGGUUUUCCAGGACAGUUUUUCAGAACAUUCUAAAGCGUUAGUGGAUAAAUGGUUCAACCUCCUUGGACACAAAACAGAUCUCAUGAAACCAGAGAUUAAAAAAGAAAUGGAGGACUGGAUCAAUGCUAAAAAAUAUGAAGAUCAAAAUGAUCCCUUCAGGAACCAAGUCAUCAGCACCCUUCAAAGUGUAUCGAAACCUGGCAAUGUGACUGAUUGAACUGAAGAAGUAAAAUGAAAACUACAGAGAUCUUCCAGCUCCAGGUUCAUCAUCAAGAGACCUCUCUGAAGAUGCAUCAUGAGAAUCACUUUUCCUUUGGUUUAAUUCAAAAUAACUUUUUACUAUCCAGGGGGCUCAUUACAGAAACAAUCCUAACUGCUUGUCCUGUCUCAUCUCAAAAGUGAAACAAAGGAAACAUAAAGAUUAUUCUACUUUACCUUUG
Messenger RNA from Micropterus dolomieu (smallmouth bass), 1367 nucleotides. RefSeq lists its product as uncharacterized. The record is from RefSeq and is a predicted model, not a curated record. NCBI's taxonomy places the organism in Eukaryota, Metazoa, Chordata, Actinopteri, Centrarchiformes, Centrarchidae.